Molecule: messenger RNA, 1517 nt
Organism: Amblyraja radiata (thorny skate)
Lineage: Eukaryota; Metazoa; Chordata; Chondrichthyes; Rajiformes; Rajidae
Product: fibrinogen-like protein 1-like protein
Exons: 2
Coding region: 10-855 (281 amino acids)
Biological process (GO): blood coagulation
Source: RefSeq, a predicted model, not a curated record
ACAGUAGUGAUGAAUUUGAGGAACCUUUUCAGCGUUACCCUUCUAAUGUUGCUGAAAUGUACCAUUUUGAUAAGCACUGAAUCGUCAGUAGAACUGAAGAAUGCGCAUCUUCUAUCCCCAGGAGAUUAUGCUCAUAUAAUCAAUUUGAGAUGGCAAGAUGGUUUUCUGAGUAACUGUUAUGAAAUCUUUCAGCAGUCAGAGGGCAAGGCUAAAGAUGGUCUGUAUGUCAUCCAAUUGAUGAAGGGUCUUAUAGUUGUUUUCUGUGACAUGCAAAGCGCAGAAGGUGGAUGGACAAUAAUCCAGCACAUCACUGUUAACAGCUCCUUGGACUUCGAUAGAACAUGGCAGGACUACAAGCAAGGAUUUGGCUAUGUUAAUGGUGAUCACUGGUUGGGCAAUGAGUUCAUGCAUAGAAUCACAAGUAAACCGAAUGAAUAUAAGUUGGGAAUUAAACUAAUCAACAUGAAUGGUGAUAUGAAGUGGGGAGAAUAUGACCCCUUUCUCAUUGAAAAUGAAGAAUCUAGAUAUAAAAUUAGACUUGGUCUUUAUCAUGGAACUGCAACUGAUGCUUUGACAAAAGAUACAGAGGCUUAUGUUCAUGACAACCAAAAAUUCACCACAAAGGAUAGUGAUAAUGACAACUAUUCUCAGAACUGUGCCAAAUUGGAACUUAAUGGGAUCCCAGGUGGUGGAUGGUGGUAUAAUGCCUGUGCUGGAGCUAAUCUGAACAGAAGAAAUGUUAUUUAUUGGCAAAAUGAUUGUAAUAAAGAAAAUAUGUGCAAGUAUGCAUGGAUGAUGAUAAAACCUAAUAGUAAGGUAACCAAAUGCCACAAAAUCUUACGUGAUGAGUUAUAAUAAUGGCGCAAAAAGAACUGGAAAUAAAUCUAAUAGUUUAUUUGUAAGUUCAAAUAUUUCUUUAAAUUUUUAUGCUUAUAUACGUUCUGGACUUAUUUACCAGAAAGUGCAGUUACAGGAACAUAUCUGACGCAAAUGAACAAAUUUGUUAUUUGUUGUACUACUUGGUACAGUCUGCAUGAACAAAAUGUUAUGUGGAAAAAUUGUUAAAUACUCGAGUCAUGAUUAAUGUUGGGUGUCUCAGUUGUUUGGAAUGCCAAUAUUUCCCUUUGAGAUUUGUGCCCAAAUCUCUUCCAGAUGGAAGUAAGAUAUUUUUGGUAUGAUGGGUGUUAAUGCUUGAAAUUUAAUUAUAAUGUAGAAAUAUUCAAAAUUUGCCAUCGUGCUGUCAUUUGUUCAGUGAAUGAAAUAUCUGAGAAAAUGUAUUCAGACUGUCUUUGGGCUGGUGUAUGAAGCUGAAUAAAUAGAUCUUAUCUGCAGAUUAAUCGAGUAUACAUUAUUGAUGCUGGGUUCAAGGAGAAUAUCUCUUGUCAGGACAAAUAAUCUGCCAACUAAAAAAAUCUGAUCAAGAAACCCACUGACAAUGUGAGGUGUAGAUAAAGCAAAUCAAAACAAUAAAUUCAAGAUGGCCUAUAUAAUAUCAUAUGGACCCUUUGUCCUCUUUA